UCUCUGGAUACUGAGCACUGCACAGACGAGCUCUUGCUAAUAAAAGAAAAUGGUGGGAAAAAGCAGCAAAAAUGGGUUUCUGUUAUUCCACCAAAAACCUCUCACACACCAAACCAGUGGAGACCAGAGAGUACUAGUGAAGGGAAGGAUAGUGAGAGACUCAAGAGAGAUUGAAAAUGGAAGGAGGGUUGGAAACCAGAGAAAACAUGAAAGAGAGAGUAGAAGAAGAUGAAAAAGAAGAAGAAGAAGAGAAGAUUUGCAGGAUUUGUCAUAGCCCUGGUGAUUCUGAAAACCCACUUCAGUACCCUUGUGCUUGUUCCGGGAGUAUGAAAUUUGUUCACCCAAAUUGUCUCCUCCGCUGGAUGGCGCAACGCAUCUCUCUUGAAUGCGAGGUGUGUAAACAUAAGUAUUAUGUCUAUCGUGUUUAUGCUGAGAAUACUCCAACAAGACUACCUCUCAGAGAGUUUGUGUGUGGGAUUGCAAUGAAAGCAUGCCAUGUUCUGCUCUUCUGUGUGCGGUUUUGUUUUUCAGUUUCUCAGCAACUCCUUAUGCCACCCCUAAUUGCAUCUUGGAUAUGGCGUUUGAGUUUAGUAAGGAGCCUUUCUGAAGCAAAAGAAUUGGUUGAUAGUCAUAUGUCUGCUUCAACAGCUAUGAUGGACUGGUUGUAUGGCUUUGUAAUCAGCAAUGUCUUAUUUGUGAUGUUGUUGUGUGGCAUUGCUUUAAUGAGAGAAGAUGAAGAGGAUGCGGAGGAUGGGGCUCAUGUUGCAAUAGCUCCGACACCAGGUAAUGAGAAUCAUAUUGAUGAUGAAAUUGGCGAAGAUGAUGGGGAACCGCAAGCUAUUGCUGGAGUUAGAAAUGACGAUAAUAUGGCACCGGGGUUAAGAUUGUUGGUAAUAUUGUUGGUAGAUCCUCUUCUUCAGAGUUUUCAAGGUGUGAUGGUUAUGGUCUUCAGGUUUAAUGUUCCUCUACGAAGUACUUGUGUUUAUCUGGUCAUGAGUAUCUUAUUUUUUCUGAUUACCAAUGGUGUGCUGAUAUUGGUGCCAUUCUCGUUAGGACAUUAUUCUGCAUUGUCUUUCAUGGAUUUUCUUUGCAGCUUCGUCGAUUUUCAUGCCAUUUAUAGAGUCAGCACUCUCUAUAGGAAAUAACUCACUGAAGAAUGCAUCA
This is a messenger RNA of Papaver somniferum (opium poppy), 1164 nucleotides long. RefSeq names its product probable E3 ubiquitin ligase SUD1. Gene Ontology annotation, cellular component: endoplasmic reticulum membrane. Gene Ontology annotation, molecular function: zinc ion binding. The coding region runs from base 177 to 1145 and encodes 322 amino acids. Lineage: Eukaryota; Viridiplantae; Streptophyta; Magnoliopsida; Ranunculales; Papaveraceae. The transcript is spliced from 3 exons. The record is from RefSeq and is a predicted model, not a curated record.